AUGCUCGACGACCAGGAUGUACACGACCGCAUCAUCUCUGGUGGCAGACGCAGAUGCGUAAAAGAAGCCACGGUGCUUUCGGGUGUCGCAGAAUCUCACAUCGAAAGUCUUGGCGAGAUUCUCGCCGACUAUCCUGGCGUCACCACCACCCUCAAGCGCCUCGAGUUCAAAGCCCGCUGUGAGCCUCUCAUCCACCGCUGGAGUCAGCUGAAGACCGCUAUCACACAGCUCAAAGUCUGCGGAACAUGUUCUGGCAAGGCCGCGCAGACUCACGGGUUGGCCUGCGCGUCGCAUCAUCAGCAUCUGACGUUCAAAGCGCCGAACGAUCGAUACUUUCGCUCGCGACCCGAUUGGAUCACGCAGCGGAUGGGAGGACGCUUCGAGAUGAUCAGACGAUGGGGAGCGCUGACGCUUCGCAUCCGUGGCGGGAAGAGACUGCUCACACGCGAGGCGUGCAGAAAAUCUUGA
Molecule: messenger RNA, 468 nt
Organism: Zymoseptoria tritici IPO323
Lineage: Eukaryota; Fungi; Ascomycota; Dothideomycetes; Mycosphaerellales; Mycosphaerellaceae
Exons: 3
Coding region: 1-468 (155 amino acids)
Source: RefSeq, a predicted model, not a curated record